AGCACCAUGUGCAAGUUUGGAACCAAAACAGUCCAGCCCUUGCCCUACGAAUUUGACCCCUUCUUGUGGCCAGACAAUGGCUGAGAAGGUGACCGAGGCCUUCCGAAUCCUGCAGGAAAACGCGAACGAUCUGUAUUUGCGUGACCACGUUGCCGAGGUCGAAGGUCCUCCUGACCCUCUCGAAUUCCAUCGAGAGUGGGUUUCGCCCAACGUCCCCGUAAUCUUUAGAAAUGCGGCCAGGGGUUUCCCUGCUUUUGAAAAGUGGUCACCUGAAUACCUCAGAGAGAAAAUCGGUGGGCAAAACGUAACCGUGGCCGUGACCCCGAACGGAUGGGCAGACGCUGUGUCCGACGACGGACACUUUUUCAUGUUGCCCGAAGAGCGGAAAAUGCAGUUUUCCGACUUUCUGGACCGUUUAGACGAUGAUUCGCAAUGCAAUCCUAUUUUUUACAUGCAACAACAAAAUUCCAAUCUAACCGGCGAAAUGAAAACCUUAAUUGGCGACGUCCCUCCGGACAUUGACUGGGCAACGUCGGCUUUCGGACAGAUGCCGGACGCGGCCAACUUCUGGCUCGGCGACAAAAGAGCGAUAACUUCCACUCACAAAGAUCCUUAUGAGAAUAUUUAUUGCGUAAUUAAGGGCGAAAAGCAAUUUGUCCUGAGUCCCCCAACUGAUCUCCCCGGAAUGCCGUACAAAACUUUACCUGUUGCCAAAUUCAACGAGGUAAAAAGUACGAAAGACUUCAAAAUUGUUCCCAAUGAAGAUCAUACAAGAUGGAUUUGUCCUGAUUCAGAUCAAAGUUUGCCGAUUCGACUGAAAAAGUUGAUUGCGAAAGUGCGGGCAGGGGAUAUGCUGUAUUUACCAUCGCUAUGGUUUCAUCAGGUUUCGCAAAGCCACGGUUGCAUAGCAGUCAAUUACUGGUACGACAUGAAGUUUGAUAUCAAAUACGCGUACUUUUCCAUGCUGGAACAACUUUGCUCCGAUUCUGUGAUAAAAUAAAUAGUUUUUUUUUUAAUUAUGAAAAAA
Molecule: messenger RNA, 1027 nt
Organism: Neocloeon triangulifer
Lineage: Eukaryota; Metazoa; Arthropoda; Insecta; Ephemeroptera; Baetidae
Gene: JMJD7
Product: bifunctional peptidase and (3S)-lysyl hydroxylase Jmjd7
Exons: 6
Coding region: 77-1000 (307 amino acids)
Molecular function (GO): 2-oxoglutarate-dependent dioxygenase activity
Source: RefSeq, a predicted model, not a curated record